CCAGUAUCGUUCGAUUCGUCGCGCUUAAAUAAGCGAACGUGAAGUUGCUCCAUGCCGCGAUAAUCACGAAGGAUCGGUCUCUCUCGGUAGGAAACAAGAAAGCCUGGCUUGAAACGGCGCUCAGAUACGUUGCGGUGUGAGAGCCAACGGCGCGCGUGCCAUAAUCGUUUGCCGAUUCUCCUCGAGCGGCGGUCGCGAUCGAGAUAAUGAGGCUUAUUAAUUCACAGACGGUUGAGAUGCACUGCAACUAGAAAAGAAGAAAAAAAGAGGAGAAAAAGUGAGAAAUAUUGAAACGACUGUACGAGCGGGACGAUUUCAGCGGCGACGCCUCGCCGACGGAAUCGAUACAGCCGAAUAUCUCUCGCGCACUUUCGGAGAUGAGCGUGUGAGACGAAAUAGCAAAAGAAGAAGCGGUCGCCGUGGGUACACACACACGCGCGCACACACACACACAUACAUACAUACACACCUGCGAGCGAUUGAGCGCGCAUCUCCGAGGGAAAUUUAUAUCGCGCAUCGAUCGGCAUCGGAGACAUGGCGGUCGACAAAAUUGAAUUGUCGGAACAAUUCGUGAAGGUGCCGAGCCUUAGUUUCGAGCCGUCCGAACGAUGGCGAAUCAUGCGAAACAUCCUGGCGAUCAGCUGCGCGUUCAUGAUGAACUUCACCGCGUUCAUGGGAGCCGCGAACCUGCAGAGCUCGGUUAACGCCGAUCAGUCGCUCGGCACGUUCACGUUGUCGGCGAUUUACGGCAGUCUGCUGUUCAGCAAUAUUUUUCUACCCGCCCUGAUCAUAAGUUGGUUGGGCUGCAAGUGGACAAUGUCGGUCUCCAUAUUGGCCUAUAUGCCGUUCAUAGCUGCUCAGUUUUACCCGAAGUUUUACACGAUGAUCCCCACCGGAUUGUCCGUCGGCUUGGGCGGAGGGCCGCUGUGGUGCGCAAAAUGCACUUACUUGACCGUGGCGGCGGAGGUCUACGCGAGCGUUUCAGACAUGACCGUGGAUGUUCUCGUCACGAGGUUCUUCGGCCUCUUCUUUAUGUUCUAUCAAAUGGCGCAGGUGUGGGGGAAUCUUAUAUCUUCAGCAGUCCUCUCUUACGGUGUCGACACGGUCGCCGCGAAUUCGACUCUGAAUAGCAGCGUCGUGGCGGAAACUUGCGGUGCAAAUUUCUGCGGAAUAUCCGACGCGAAGCACGAGAACCCGAAUUUGCAGUCACCGCCGGUGGAACGAAUACACCUGAUCUCCGGGAUUUAUCUAGCCUGCAUGAUAUUAGCCUGCCUGAUAAUAACGUUCGGAGUCGAUUCCUUGACCAGGUACGACAGGAACAGAGCCCGAUCGGUGAAAAGCUCGUCUGGUUUCAAGCUGUUGGUCGUGACAUUAAAGUUAUUGAAAGAGAAGAGCCAACUGUUGAUAUUACCGAUAACGAUGUUCAUCGGUGCUGAACAGGCCUUUUUAUUCGCCGAUUACAAUGCGUCGUUCGUCUCGUGCGCUUGGGGAAUUAGUAAUAUCGGUUACGUGAUGAUAUGCUUCGGAGUGACGAACGCCAUAGCCGCACUCGCCACAGGAGCCAUCGUGAAAUUGACUGGCAGGAAGCCCGUGAUGAUCUUCGCAUUCUUUUUGCACUCGGGCAUCUUGAUCUUCAUGUUACAGUGGAAACCGACGCCUGAGCAAGGUGUCAUCUUCUUUCUGGUGUCUGGUUUAUGGGGUGUGUGCGACUCGAUCUGGCUGGUGCAAGUCAACUCCUUAAGCGGCAUUUUAUUCCCCGGCCGAGAAGAGGCAGCUUUCUCCAACUUCCGCUUGUGGGAGUCCACUGGCUCUGUGAUAACGUACAUCUACAUUCCGUACCUGUGUACCUAUACGAAGCUGUACCUUUUGUUCGGGAUAUUGUGCGUUGGAAUGGUUGGUUACAGCAUUAUCGAGUGGACGGGUGAAAUGGACAGAGCCGUUCCCGACGAAGCACCCGAGUUGGAAACAGUGGCUGAUAACGAGAUCAACCGAUAAAGUAUGAAAGCGAUAAAGUAUGAAAAAUAGUACAGAUAUUUAGAUAUUCCUUCGGACGACCGACAGAAUCGUAUGCGAUUCUUCGGAAUCUUUGUCUUUUGACAUUACCAAAGCGUGCCAAAAUAAGAAACUUAUGUAUUGUAUACAUGUAUUGUAUACAUGUAUCAAACAAUUUUUGAGAUUACAAUGAUUCUUACCGUCAUCUUUCGUUUCUUACCAUCAGGUAAGUAUCGUUUGUUUAGCAUCAAGCGCUUAGUGAGAUUCAAUUGUGAGCAAUAAUCGAUGAUUUGCAAGCUUGAAUACCUGAAUUUAUUAGAGCGAGAGAAACUCUAUCUCUUUGAACUUUGAACAAAGACGAUAUUCGAGAAGGAAUUUCUAUAGAUGUUGCUGCCGCAAGUUACAUUCACUAACAAUCACGUUAUUGCAAGAGAUAUAGAAUAUUGUUACCGAUCGCGAAAAUCGCGCCAAGAACCGCAACACAGACUUCUUUGUUAUUUGUACCACAAUAUAUGUUUUUAUUUUAUUCUUGUGGACACCUACUAAAUUUUACACAGGUAUUCACUUAACGGCUAAAAUUCUUGUCCUUCAUUUAAAUACGUAAUUUAAUGUUACAUCGUGUGUGCCUAGAUGCUAACAUUCAAGCUAAAGCUACGGCUGCUUAGUUUAGUUGUAUACUUAUGUGCUUAAUUGCCGACUGUGUGCUUAUUUCGUUUGCCAUUGAUCAAUUGAUUCCCGUCUUCGACGAAGGCAGCUUACCGAGUUGUACGAUUUUCUCUCCGUUAAUGAGGCGUGAUCGAUGUUCUCCGACAGUGGCAACGUCGAAUCAAUUGAUCGGCUAGUCGUAUUUUAGCAUCGUUAAAUUGCUGAUUGUAUCGUGGUUAUUAUUAGUUUAACGUUGCGGCCCUCAUGCGCGUAUUUACAAUUCAAAUUCUGCAGUUCAGUUAUAUACUUUAUAAAACGUAGUAGGAACUUUGGUUUCGCUGGGCAAUGUUUCAGGAGCAGUUUCCUCUUAUUGAUUCGUGACUUUAUUAUUUUGUGACACCGCACGGGCUUUUUUCCGGAUGUGCUUAUUUCUUCUUCUCCCUCUCCUUCAUUUUCCUUCGUCUUCUUCUUUUCUUUUUUCUUUGUUCAUCGUUAUUCCCGGUUACGAGUAAACUAUCUGUUGUUAGAUUAUGUGAAAUAUUUUUGAUCGGCGCAAAUUACCGGAUAAAACAAGCGAUUCUGGAAACUGCUAUAAAACAUUCGCCCGUGGAUCUAUCUUCCUUAGAAAUAUGACACUCACGAAUACAAUUCACAUGUUUUUUUUUUUUUUGUAAUACUCAUGUUUAUAUUUUCAUAAGGAUCUAUUUGAAUAUUUCAAUUUCACGAAGAAAAUACACAUGGUUCUUAAAACCGUCUCCGCGUUUUUAUUUUUAUCACCACCGCGCGUCACUCCGGCGACGCUUUAUUCUUUAUUCUUUUUUCUCUCUCCCUUUCUCUCGUUCUCUUUUGCUCUCAUUCUCUC
Molecule: messenger RNA, 3499 nt
Organism: Harpegnathos saltator (Jerdon's jumping ant)
Lineage: Eukaryota; Metazoa; Arthropoda; Insecta; Hymenoptera; Formicidae
Product: UNC93-like protein
Exons: 8
Coding region: 535-1995 (486 amino acids)
Biological process (GO): regulation of potassium ion transport; regulation of muscle contraction
Cellular component (GO): plasma membrane; striated muscle dense body
Molecular function (GO): potassium channel regulator activity
Source: RefSeq, a predicted model, not a curated record